UUGCACUGUAAAGCGGAAGGCUGCCAAGGUGGGGAGCGAAAUGCUCUCUUCGCCGAAUACGAGGUACAGGUAUCUUGGAUGUACGCAUCGAUUCACUCAACGGCAUGAUUUGUACAGGAUGUCCGAUUUUAGAGCCUCAGGCGCUCGAUAAUCCACGUUCCUGGUGCAAUUGCCCCAUGGAGUGCAGUUUCACCCGACUCCAUGGAUCUGAGAAACAUUUGACAGUUCCUUACAAGUAAGAGUGCCUGUCUGUUAAAAGUAUUCGCAUGAAAGCAUGCGAAAUUCUGUGGUGUUCACACGAGCAGUUUUGUUCGAGCCUCAUCAUAUCUUGGAGGGAUUCAAGUAUCAGUGCAGCAGUAUUAAUUCCGCGGUGUUGAGGGCGCUCUUCAAACUCUAGCAACACGAAGUGAAAAGUCCAUCGGAACAUUUCACCCCCAGCAGUUCUUUAUCUGCGACCGGGGCACGAAAUGCAUUGUCAUUUUAACUCCAACACGAGCAAAAGAGAGGGAAAAAAGAUGGCUGCCCAGGGGUGCCUCUCAACCCCAUGACCAUGAUGCUCCGGGCAGGCCGGUGUGAACGAGCCUCUUCGAUUAUGCUGGCAAUGAGGAUCUUCGAAUGACGCCCAAAGGCCACCAUAAACUUGCUGAUCAGCCACGGCUGAUGUCACAGUGCCGAUAACAUCGUCAGCAGAGGAAACCGCACCACGAGAUCCUAGGGACCCUGGAACGUCAGAAAGCACACUGCAGGUGAGGCCUGUCAAAUUUUGGGUUCUGGUCAUCGGUCAUCGGUCAACCCCAUGACGGUAUCGUCAGAUUGAAUCACUCGUCGAGGGUGUGCAUGCAGCCUCAGGCUGCCGGCUGAUCGGCAAAGGCAAUGUCGACACAGCGGUCGCAGAUCCUAUUUUGCUAAUAGGUCAUAUAGGCAAGCAAAAAUAUGUUCAUUUGCAGCAGCGUGGACAAGGAAUGCUGAGCGAUAUCCAAAGCAAAUGACUGUCAUCAUCUUACAACACAAUCGAUAUCAUCAUUGAAUGCUCAGAAUACAAUCAAUUAUGCCUUGUCUUGAGGAUGGCGGGUUUCCUGGGUGAGCUGCCCCAUUUUGAGGCUAUGACGCCCAACUGCGGCCUUCUGUGUCCCGGCCAUCAACUUUGUGGAUGCAGUGGUUGUCUGCGCGGAUCGUUACGCGAAAUAGGGCGCCUGCUCUGGCCCCAAAGUUCCCGGGUGGCAAGAUGUGACAAGGUGCCUAUAAAGCUGGCCUUAUUGUGUCUAACUUCGGACGUCUUGCCGUUGGCAUGCCGGGGCACUGCCUACCGAGGCCUUCCGGACAGCAAAGUCAAGUCUCGGGCGCCCCAGGUAUGCCUCAGCUUGGAAGGCACUCGAAUGUUAUUCAGGCGUGGACUUGAUGACAAUAAUGGACUCUGAAGGCGGACGUGAGACAGCUGGCAACUGGCUGACAGUCUAACAUCAUCCGUGGAUUCAGCGCAUCAUACGCCUGCUUGAGUCGUGGCACGUUUUGCAAGAUCUGCCAUCAUCUUACAAUGGGAAAGUCAUCACGACGAAUGGAUGUUGGAAUCCUCCUAUGGGAGAAGUAUCCAGACCAUUUUGCAGUCGAUCCGAAAAAAGAGACCCACACUGGCAGGUCAGAUGUUUGGACAGUUACGGAGAGAAAGGGAAGCUUAACAUUUGCAGAGAAGUGGCAAGGGGGGUUGGCACAAAGGAAUCGAGGAAUGGGAAUCUGCAUGGGAAAUCCUUGGGCGGCUGUGUAGCAUGACGUCCUUUGGUGGACGCUCAUGAUGCAAGUGAUCGACGAGGCUGUUGCGGAACUCCAGGAUGCUCCCAUUCCCCCAACAACACAACCCUACCGCAUCAUCGGUGGUUCUAACAUGCAAACGAAGCCUGGUGGGUGUUAGGUCGGUACGAGUAGUUUGAAAAAUCUCCAUUCACAUAUUCUCCCAAAGAAUACAGAUUAACUGUUACCCGCUACAAGCAGUGAACCAUCUCCCCCGCUCACACUUGAACCACUCUCGCUACGAAAAUCUAAAACAAUUCACUGAAAUACAAAC
Molecule: messenger RNA, 2059 nt
Organism: Exophiala dermatitidis NIH/UT8656
Lineage: Eukaryota; Fungi; Ascomycota; Eurotiomycetes; Chaetothyriales; Herpotrichiellaceae
Exons: 1
Coding region: 1065-1418 (117 amino acids)
Source: RefSeq, a predicted model, not a curated record